Amoebophrya sp. A25 is the source of this 387-nucleotide messenger RNA. Lineage: Eukaryota; Dinophyceae; Syndiniales; Amoebophryaceae. The record is from the annotation of a GenBank genome assembly.
GGCAUACCCAUUUUGCUGUCUGGCGUGGUGCUUUUCGGAGAUGAGGUGCGCCUUUUCGACGGAAUCGGGUAUCUGAUCUGCAUAGCAGGCAGCUUCUGGUACAUGACGUUGGUAAGGGCAGACAGGGACUAUCUGGAAAAAAUGAAUGGAAUUGCAGAUGAUUCAACUCGUGGCGAAGGGAGCGAAAAAAACGAUGCGUCUCCGAAUAAAGCUUCACGAACAUCAUCACGAUCUCCAGCACCAGGCCGAAGCAUGAGUGGAACUACAACAGGCAGAAAAGCACCGAAGUUUCAUAGGCUCGCAGCAAGCGAUGAAGGGGACGAGAGGAGCGCAGCCGUGGCCGGCAACACACCGACUGGUGUACAUUUAGAUAGUUCAACAUCUGGU